Messenger RNA from Globicephala melas (long-finned pilot whale), 4799 nucleotides. It is a transcript of the gene FAM161A, whose product is annotated as FAM161 centrosomal protein A. Lineage: Eukaryota; Metazoa; Chordata; Mammalia; Artiodactyla; Delphinidae. Gene Ontology annotation, cellular component: ciliary basal body; photoreceptor connecting cilium; cilium. Gene Ontology annotation, biological process: cilium organization. The record is from RefSeq and is a predicted model, not a curated record.
CCCAAGCAAGGAGCCAUCGGGCGCCUACGGCCGCGCCGGCUUCCACGCCCCGGGCCAGCGCGGGCGCUCAGGCCUCGGUGGCGUGGUGAUGGCCGCCUCGCACCGAGCAGCGAAGCUGGCGGCCAGCAGUCUCCAAACCCCGGUCAAUCCCAGCACCGGAGCGCGGGUCACCCAUUACGAACGCAAAGACCCCGUAGAGUCCCUGUCGGCGGCGGCAGCGGCCUUGGAGGAGACGGAAGAGGAGGAGGAAGAGGCAGCGGGGCUGGCGCGGGCGCCGGCUGAUUUUAACACCAACAUUUCUGGGGUAAAUGAACAAAAACGUAUAAGCUGUGAAGAUUUUGUGGACCUUUCUGAUAUUUACCACUCUAAUGAAGAGUACUUCAGGAAACUAGAAGAGCUGAAGGCAGCCCACAUGGAAACUAUGGCAAAGUUAGAGAAAAUGUACCAGAAUAAAUUAAAUUUAAAGGAAGUUCAGCUAGCAAUCACCAUGGAAGAAGCUGCUAGUGUCUCUUCCAGGUCUGUAUCAGAAAAGAGCUCCCAUCAUCCUGUUUCAUUAAUGACAUCAAUUUCAGAGCCUGAUUUAGGUCAGUCUUCCUCUUUGAUUGUGUCUUCCUCUGAAGAUGAGUUGCCCAACGUAGAAAAAGAGUAUUCUGAGAAAAGCAGAAUGAUGACCUAUGCUAAGGAGCUCAUCAACAACAUGUGGACAAACUUCUCUGUUGAAGAUUAUAUUCAGUUUGAAGAUGCUGACUUGCCAGCACUCGAAAAAAAAAAAAAGAAGCCAAAAGAAUGGGUGCCAAAGAUUACAGUACCUGAGCCUUUUCAAAUGAUGAUUAGAGAGCAGAAGAAAAAAGAAGAGAACAUGAAAUCUAAAUCAGAUAUUGAAAUGGCACGCAAACAGCUCAAGAAACAAGAAGAAGAAUCAGAGUGUAAGAAAAAAUUCCGAGCCAACCCAGUUCCAGCGUUCGUCUUUCUCCCCCUUUAUCAUGAUAUAGUCAAGCAAAAUGAAGAACGGAGGAGGUCUAUGAAGGAGAAAAACAAAGAAGCUCUUUUGGCCUCGCAAAAGCCGUUUAAGUUUAUUGCAAGGGAGGAACAGAAGCAAAUUCGGGAAAAGCAGCUGAAAGACUUUUUUAAGUCUAAGAAGAAAACAAACCAAUUUAAAGCCAGACCGAUACCUCGAUCUACUUAUGGUUCAACUGUCAAUGACACAUUAACAGAAGAAGAGCUCUAUAGAAACAUUAGGACGCAGCAGAGAACCCAAGACUUUUUACAGAAUUCAUCCCCUCUGCCUUGUAGUCCAGCUCGCAGAAGUUAUGCUACAAGGAAGCCCAAGUGUCCUGAACAGGCUGAAAAGUCCAAGUGUAAACACAAGUUUAGGUGCCAGACUGCUGAUACUGAAGACCUUCCUGAGAGAUAUAAGAAAUAUCACUCAGAACAGAAGUGUCCAAAACCCCUGACAGUCUGUGAACCAUCUGACCUUCAUGCAGCCUCACAUGCAUCCACUGAAAGAGAGAAAAUCUUGGCAGAUAUUGAAGCAGAUGAAGAAAAUUUAAAAGAAACACGUUGGCCUUAUCUGUCUCCAAGGCGCAGGUCACCAGUAAGAAGUAGAAAUGCAAAACCUGUGCCUUGUAGCUGCAACCCUCCCAUGCCCACGGUGUCCUCCAGAGGAAGAGAACAAGCCACAAGGAGAUCACUUGAGGAAAAGAAAAUGUUGGAAGAAGAGAGAAAUCGGAUCCUAACUAAGCAGAAGCAAAGAAUGAAAGAAUUGCAGAAACUCUUGACAACCCGGGCUAAGGCUUAUGACUCACAUCAGAGUUUAGCUCAAAUGUCUAAACCCAGAGUAAAAUCUCUCAGAAAGAGUGAAAAAGAAAGGAUGAGAGAAUACCGACGAGAACUAGAAGAAAGAGAAGAAAAAUUAAAAAACAGGCCGCUGCUAUUUGAAAGAGUUGCUCAGAAAAAUGCAAGAAUGGCAGCAGAAAAGCAUUAUUCUAACACCUUAAAAGCACUAGGAAUAUCUGAUGAGUUUGUUUCAAAGAAAGGCCAAAGUGGAAAAAUUUUUGAGUACUUCAGCAAUCAAGAGAUGAAAAGUUUCACUGAAGAUAAAGAAAGCUUUAAUGAAGAGAAAAUAGAAGAAAGAGAGAAUGGGGAAGAAAAUUAUCUUACUGAUACCAACAGCCAAGAUUCUUGCAAGGAAACAGGUAAAGCUGAUGAAGAGAGUGGAGAAGAGAAUUGUGUUGAAGAAUAAAACUGAAUCAGUCGACAGGGUCUCCUCUCUGUUCCGCUGAUGUUGUUGGCAGCAUUGGGUGUCAGAAGCCGCGCCUGUGGUGUUAAGGACAUCCAUGGGAACCCGUCUGAUAACGUGCAGGUCUCUUUUUGCUCCGGAUGCGCAGGCUCAGCGGCCAUGGCUCACGGGCCCAGCCGCUCCGCGGCAUGUGGGAUCUUCCCGCACCGGGGCACGAACCCUUGUCCCCUGCAUCGGCAGGCGGACUCUCAACCACUGCGCCACCAGGGAAGCCCCGUGCAGGUCUCUUGAGCAAAGUCCUCGUGUAGCCUGAAAAGGCCGAAUCCAGCUGAUGGGUCAUUUGCUCAGAGUCAGGCUUUGCCUAUACAGUUUUUAAAAGUACUACAUAUGGUCUGUUUGCAACUUUGAUCUUACUUCUAUUUUUAAAAAGUGUUUGAGAAUCACAGCUGUCACAAACUGAUUAGGUAUAAAAAUAUACAUAAUUUUAUCAUUUUGGGUGGAAAAAAAUGCUUAGCAUUGAGAGCAGAGGGGAGUAUUGGCCUUUGGUUUGAAAAAAAAGUUCUGGAAAGCAUGAAUCAAUAAAUAUUUUUAAAUUAUACUACUUGCUCCUUUUUCUCUGCAGUACAUCUCACAAAAUGAAUCCUCAAACUUAUUUUACUAGGUAUUUUAAAUUUCUUAUCUGAGCCAUUUUUAAAAAGUAAUAAAACAGGAAAAAAUCCAAGUCUAUUGUUUCGUAUGCCCUUAGGGAGCUGCCAUUAAACUAAAUAACGGAGGAUGUCAGAAUAUAGAGGCCAACGAAUAAAACUCAAGAGUUUUCAAAUGUAAAAAUAAAAAAGAAAAGGAAGAAAAGUUGUUAUUUGGGUAAGUUUAACAUCAAAUUGAGUGUGGAUAAAUAUACACCUGAAGGCUUCUAAAAGUUUGAUGGGACUGGACUGCUAAAGAAACUCUAAGCCUGGUCUGCAACCGUUAAGGCAACACCAGACCUGCUGCACCAGUCAGAAGCCAGCUGUGAAAGGUAUGCAGAACCCAGGGAGGGCACAUGCUUCAAAGUCCGUUUUAUUAUUUAUUUAUUUAUGCCACACUGUGCAGCAUGCAGGAUCUUAGUUCCCCGACCAGGGAUUGAACUCAUGCCCCCUGCAUUGGGAGGGUAGAGUCCUAACCAUUGGACCGCCAGGGAAGUCCCAAAGCCCAUUUUAAAAUGGAGAAAAAUUAAUCUCCAAGUGGCAAUUCCAAGGCCAAAGAGAGAGUUACUGUUAAAUUAGCCACACCAUCAUCACUUUUUCUCUUUUAUCCCUACUUUUAUUCCAAUUUAUUUUUGAUACAUAAAUUUUUAGAAAAGCUUUUAUACUAGUUUUUUUAACCCUGUGUAUUAAGACAGGUGGAAAUAAUUAUAGCAUCUGAGUUUUAACCUUAAUUGGAAUUAAAUAUCACCCCUGUUUUAUAUAUGAUGAAAUUGUGUAUAAUAACUUUUUCAAGGCAAGUCUCCAGAAUAAUUCAAAUUUGACCCUUUAAUACGGGACCCAGUUGUGCUCAACUCUUUACACAUUAUUGCAGACACACUUGUCUUUCUGUGCAUGACGUUAAUUUGAUUAUAUGAAUCCAUCAUUUUGCUCUUUGAGCAAAUUUUUGUUUUAAAAACUCAAACCAGUCAUAAAGAUGUGAUUGGGUAAGAGUUCUCUUUUCCUAGAAACAAUAAACCUUUAAAAACGAAGAACUAAUAAAGGUGUAUAUAAUAGCAGUGUCUUCCAACUGGCAAUUUACGCCUUAAAUUAAAACAUGAGGUGAUUUUUCUCAAUUAAGAGCAAAUGUCCACUCAUAAACUCCUUUCCUAAGUUUGUGUUAAACUGUUUGUCACUAUCAUUAGAUUGUAAACUCCUUGUGAGUUGGCACAACUUAAAAUUUCAUCUUUCUAUUCCUUAAUAUUUUGCACAGGAUUGUACAUACAGUAGGUAUUUAAUAAAGACUUAGAUGAGUAAGUAGAUGAAUAUGGUUUUUAAUUUUACUUAUAAUUACUUCAAAAUGAGUACACAUGGAUUAAAAACAUUUCUCUUCCAAUUUAUUGAGAACCUGUGAAACACAAUCCACAAAUUGUAACGUUCAAAACGUAACUUGCUUCCUAAGGAUUUACUCCCCAUUCUGUUUCUUCUCAGUUUCAUGGGCAGUGUGUGGGACUUGCUUUCAGGACCAAUCUCCAGUUUUCUUUAAAAAUGGGAAUAGUACCCAUCUUGGGUGGCUGUAGGAAGAACUGGUGUAAUCGUAUAUGGAAAGGCUCUUUGUAAACUAGGGUAUUCAAGUGAUAGUGUCAGAGGACAGGAUAUUACUCAAGAAACUUUUAACUUUAAACAUUCUUUUAUUUAAGUGAGAUAUGAAAUGGUUUAAGUAUUAUUUUGUUAGAAAUAAUAUUUGAACUACUUAUUUACUACUUAUAUUACUACUAAUUUAUUAUUUUUAAAAUUAUAGUCGAUUUACAAUAUUAUAUUCAUUUCAGGUAUACAAUGUAAUGAUUCAAUAUUUUUAUAGAUUCUACUCCAUUUAAAGUUAUUACAAUAUAAUGGCUAUA